GCCACUAAACCCCACGUUUAUUCGGAACAUGUUAUAUAUUUAAAUCUAUAGAGAGGAAAUGGAAAUGGAAUUAAGUACAUCCUUUCCAUACCGCAUAUCUGUGUCGCUACAUGUAAAAGUGGUGUGAACGAGCCCAAGCGACAAAUAAAGACGAUGGAUUUCGACGUAGAGAAGAACGACUACAGCGUGCCCGAGUUCUACGAGCGAUUUGGCAAGGAGCUGCCUCAAGUGAUCAUGAUAAGUCAAGGAUUCUUUGGAGACAUCGUAGAAGACACGUUCGAUAGAGAAAGUAUUAUUCGCAUCCAGACGUUAUCUAAGCAACCUCGCGUGGUCGCCAGGGUCGACACGGGAGAUCGCUCUAAACUGAUCAGCAUCCCGCUUACAUACUCUGAAAAAGUCUGUGUCGUCAAAAAACACAAAUGUAUGUUCUGGAGGGCGUUAAAUAAAUCGGGUUUCCGUUAA
Messenger RNA from Dreissena polymorpha, 462 nucleotides. RefSeq lists its product as uncharacterized. The transcript is spliced from 2 exons. The coding region runs from base 154 to 462 and encodes 102 amino acids. The record is from RefSeq and is a predicted model, not a curated record. NCBI's taxonomy places the organism in Eukaryota, Metazoa, Mollusca, Bivalvia, Myida, Dreissenidae.